UGUCUAAUUAUUGCAAAGCUCUAUACAGAGGCAGCAUAGCUUGAGAAAUGUCAUUGGUGCAGUUCUGCUAAAUUAAGAUGCAGCAAACCCUCAGAAUAGAAACGGAGCAGCUGAAACGUUGACAGGUGCAGACUGAGAGCACACAGACCAGACUGAUGGAAACCUCUUCAAAAAGUCAGAUCGUUCUUUGGUUCAGGAACUUAUUGAGAAAUGAUGUGGACUGUUGUGAUGCUGCUGGCGGCUGCCCUCAGUGUGGAGUCCUAUGGUGUCCAUGACCAUGAGAGUUUAGCCCACGGUCGCCAGCUGAAGAUCUACCUGUCAAAGAGUUGUGAGAAGCUGGAGUUCACCCCAGCAGAUGGUCCCAGCAGGACUUUGGUCUACUGGGAGAAAAGCAGAUCCAGGACGACCAAAGGCAAGGUGUCUGGCACAGGGACUGAUCGACGCUGGUACCUUGACAAGGUGACUUAUGACGACCAGGGGACAUUCGUCCAGAGAGAUUUUUGGCAUAAAGAGAUCUCCAUUUUCAGAGUGGCCGUCACAAAAAGACAAAACUAUUUGAAGUGUGUAGCGGGAGAGAGUCUCUACAUCUCACUGGAGGGCAUCGACUUGGCCGAUGCUGAUCUCGCCUUCUCUGGAGAGGAUGCUAACAUUACACUGGUGCGUGAUGGUGCUCCGGUGUCCCGUGACCUUCCAGAUUACUGGGACCGGGUUCAGACCCACUCCAUGAACAUCGAGAUCAAACAUGUGAACUACAGUGAUCAGGGACAUUACUCUCUGAGAGACCGCAAAAGCCGACUGGUGUCUGUUACCAGGAUGGACUUGACAGACCGCCAUGAGCACACAGAAGGAAACCCCCUUAUGGCUCUGCUGUUACUGCUCGGUAUCCCGGCUGGGAUUUGCUGCUGCUGUCGUAAGAAGAUUUUCAAGAAGAAAGGCUCGAAUGCUGGGACUCUUCAGAUGACCCCAGAUACAUUCCAUCCUCCUCCUGGUCCUGUUGGACCUUCUCCUCCGUACAGUGCUCCUGGACAACCAGGGCCGGCGUACUACCAUGGCCCUAACCCCAGCAUGGGUCCUACAGUCUAUCCUCCGCCUCCAGUUGCUGGCCCAGGACAGUGGAACGGCCCCCCACCCUCACCUGGUUUUAACCCAGCUUACCCACCCCAGAACCCUGGCUAUCCUGCUGGUCCAGUUAUGGGCGUCCCUGCCCAGCCUCCAUAUUGGAAUGGUCCACCACCAGGCCAGUAUCCCCCCGGACCUGGAGCUCCAAUGGGCUAUGCUCCAGCUCCAGUCAUGUAUAGCGCUGCUCCACCAGCAUCAGCCAGUGAACCUUUUAAAGAAGAGGUCAAGAUGGAGAAUAUGGCUUCCUCACCUGCGGAACCGCUGCUGACUUUACCACCGGCUGAAGCAUCCUGUCCUGUGGCUCCUGUGCACCCCUCCUCCACCAACACCCUCAGCUCCUCCGAUGCCCAGAAGUUCCAGAUCAGUGGAACCGAUAGCUCCACCAACUUCCUGUAGGAAAGCUGAAUCCUGAAGCAGCUUCCUUCCUUUGAUGUUACAGUGCCCCCUCACCAUUUUGCAUCCCUCUGUCAAAGCAUUCAAAUCAGGGAUGCAAAAUGGUGCCGCUGGAAACAAAAGGAAAGCAUCGAUUCUGUUCUUUGCCUCCUUGCCUUGAUCAGAAUGAAUUCCCCCAACUGAGUGAAAAUGAAGAGUUAUUAGGCUGCAGUAUUAAAUCUGCUGCAAGAGUCUCAGCCAGCAGUGUUACAGCUUUUAACAUGUAGGAGUUAGUUAUUCGGAGAUCAGAGUUCCAGACAGAAAGUGUUUUCCUGAAGUGUUAGCAUGUGUAAUAACCUGGUUGUUCACUUCACCAAAAGUUUAAGAGAUGUCACUAACAUUACUAACAUGUUUUCUAUCUACAUUUUCAAGAUUCAAGAUUCAAGAUUCAAGAGUUUAUUGUCAUAUGCACAAUGAUAAUAUUAAGCAGUUGCUUGCAAUGAAAUGCUUGGGUCACAUGCUCUCUUAUAACAAUGCUCAAUCAAAA
This is a messenger RNA of Hippoglossus stenolepis (Pacific halibut), 2038 nucleotides long. RefSeq lists its product as uncharacterized. Bases 211 to 1515 code for a protein of 434 amino acids. The record is from RefSeq and is a predicted model, not a curated record. The transcript has 14 exons. NCBI's taxonomy places the organism in Eukaryota, Metazoa, Chordata, Actinopteri, Pleuronectiformes, Pleuronectidae.